CUCGCCGUUAUCAGUCGCAAUUUAAAAAUGUUACAAUUUAUAUUCCUAUUGGCGUUUACAACACUUGCAGCAGCCCAAGAAGCUGUAUACGCUCCCAAUUUCCAUCGAGGAGCAUAUCGUUUGUGCACCUACAAGGAAGUGGAUCACGAAAAAUGUCUUCACACCGUCGAGGAAGCUAAGAAAAAUGUCAUAAACCUUGAACUGGAAUGUGUACACAAAAAUAAUCGCAGCGAAUGUAUUGAAGCGGUACGUUAUGGUUCGAGUGAUCUUACCGUAUUGACGGGCCAUGGUUAUCGUGAGGCAAGAAGGGAGCGGCUGCGACCGAUUUUAUUUGCACGAGAGGAUAAUAGUAGCUUAUCCAUAGCAGUGGUGCCACGGUCGAUUACCCUUGUUGAUUUGCAAGAAGCUCCAAUCCAAUUAAAUCAAUCAAAUCAUCGAGCCUUCCAUGCUGCUGCCUAUUUCAAUUUACGACGUGGUCAUGACAUCUGCGGUUUUAUGAAAACAUCUUUGAUGCCCUAUAUUCGGAUUGAAGACUCUGCCCGCUAUCAACCUCAGGAGGAUGAAAUUUUAGUUUGUUCCAAUCUAUUGACAGCCGAAUUUGAAGAUUACCAAAGAUGCAAUGUGGAGGCUGGAUUACAGAGGGCGAUAUUUGCCAGACAGCAUUUGCAUCGAUCAGACACCCACAGAAUUCAGCAAAUAUUCCAAACUAUUUUGGAAGAAUUUAAUUCGCAAUCAGAGCGAUUCAAUUUCUUUGGAAGUUUCUCGGAAAGUGAUAAUGUUAUUUUCAAGAAUAAUACAAUCGGUUUUGAUUUGCGUCCGACCUAUCGCAACGGUGUCAAUGAAAGGGUAUUUAAUAGCCUACAUUGUAAUGAUGAGCACCAGCCGCAUGAUCCAAGGGUUUUAGAAUAAAUAUUAAGCUCUUGGUAAAUAAUGAAAUAUAUAACUAAAAAAAUAAAUAAAAAUAAAAUCAAAUGAAAUAAUUAAACAAAA
This is a messenger RNA of Musca domestica (house fly), 990 nucleotides long. RefSeq names its product transferrin. Lineage: Eukaryota; Metazoa; Arthropoda; Insecta; Diptera; Muscidae. The transcript has 3 exons. Gene Ontology annotation, biological process: iron ion transport. Gene Ontology annotation, cellular component: early endosome; plasma membrane; recycling endosome. Bases 28 to 909 code for a protein of 293 amino acids. The record is from RefSeq and is a predicted model, not a curated record.